This is a messenger RNA of Pleurotus ostreatus (oyster mushroom), 2103 nucleotides long. RefSeq lists its product as uncharacterized. Lineage: Eukaryota; Fungi; Basidiomycota; Agaricomycetes; Agaricales; Pleurotaceae. The coding region runs from base 1 to 2103 and encodes 700 amino acids. The record is from RefSeq and is a predicted model, not a curated record. The transcript is spliced from 2 exons.
AUGUCUCUUACGGCCGAACAAGCCAACAAGAAUCCGGACUUGCUCAGUCGAAAUCGCGACAAGCCUUCGAUAUGUCGCACAUAUCUUGACGGCACCAUGGGGGCCAUCCUAUUUGAAGGCAAGGCGUUCAUCACCACGCCAAACGGUGACAAUGUCUACGAGCCGGUACUUGGGCUCACGACCACAGUCCGACUCAGGCAGGAUGGAAGAUUCGGUGCCGAGGACCCAUUUCAGCUCCCUCAGCAGUACGUCCGAGAACACAGUCACCUUGCAUGCAUCCGUAGACCACCUACGCGGCGGGAAGAUACGAACGAUGUUAUGUUCAUGAACCCCGUCUAUGAAGACCACUUCCGCUCAUCCCACCAAUCCCGUAUUGGACUGCUGGAUCAACGACUCGUCUCCCGCAUCCGCGAGCCCUCUGUCCUUCUUGUGAAACGAUAUUACGCCUUUAUUGAAUCGCGGCCCGACCUUUCGCAGAACCGCCGAUUCCAUGGACACGCCACGCAACUGAAAAUUUGGAUUGGACGCUUGGAGAGCACCAAGGCGUCCUGGCCUGACAUUUUGUUCUCAUUUACUCAAGCCCAGAGACACUUCCUCGAAUUGGAAGCGUACCUGGAGUACAUGCAGGUCCGACAACCACUCAUGAACUCGGACGAAUAUGGGCGGAUACUGUCGCCCACGGCCAACUUUGUGGGCGCCGUGACCAACAAAGUCGUCAUAGUCGAAGAAUUUGCCAAGGCUGGCAUCCCUGUCUGGCUUAUUCGCCCUAUCCGCGAGUUCCACGAAGACACGCGCAUCGACACCGUCAUUACCCCUACUCCUGCCGAAGCCAUGAACAUCGAACUGCGACCUUGGCGCGGUCACAAAACCAACGUAUGGAACCAAGAUGCGGCCGACCCGCAACGUCACAACAAUCUCAUGCUUUUCGGCCGUGAGUUCCUCGCUUACACCGACUUUGGUCGAACAUCCGUUGUACGCGACACCAUCGAAAGGCCGCCUCCAGUGCCCAGUUUUGGCCACGACUAUUCCGCAGGCCCUGCUCGCGCGCCAAGAGCGCACAACGAGCCACAACAUGAUCCCAAGCCCCGGAUCCAGCUCAGCCCUACGGACGUGUUACACUUUCGGCCCAAUCUCCAUCGAUUCAUGCCGAUCAUGAUGGAGUCAUGGGUACACGGCCUUUCCACCGUCGCGGUGACCAAGAAAUACAUCUCCCCGCAAUACAAAGAAGGAGCAAACGGGUUCAUAUUCCCACCCCCCACGACGUUUGUGCCACUGAACUCGGACGCCGACCUCAAACCACGGCAACUCAAAAUCCUCCACGCGUACAUCACCCACCUCGACGUACUGUUACUUCGCAUGUCGCCUCGACUGUCGCCAACCCUCAUCUCGCGCAAACGCUGGGAUCUAUUACUCGGGCCUGAGAGAUCGCAACCGCAUGCUACUCCUGUUGCGGGCCCUUCCUCGCGAGAUACCCACUCGAGCCAGCCUGCUCCGAAGAAAAUGAAACUCGACAACAACUAUCUUCGUCGCCAAUGUAUGCAAGGUCUCCUCGCCAAAUGGACUGCAGAAUACGACAAAGACCACCAGAACCGCAACGAAGAUCUCAACUGGCGCAGCGAGGUCAUCCCAUCUGACAGAUGGCCCCACGAUCGUAUCACUGAACGCAUCAUGUACGAAGUAAUCGAGACCAACUUUCGCUGGGAGCUUCGUAUGCUUGACGGCCAGAUGCUCGCUGGGGAGGUCGACCACAUAGCACAUGACGAUCUUCUCAAUCAAUGCUUCCCAUCACAGAGUUUCGAAGGCGAAGGAGGAGGCGACCACAUGAACGUCACGUACCUCACCGCCUGGAGUGGCCUUUCCAAUCCAAACGACCUCGAGAGACGCAAAUAUGUUCUCGCAAUCUCACGCGUAAUGGUCGACUGGCGGGAUUGCCCGGGCGGGAUCGUGGACGCUCUGCGACAGGAAGAGUCUGACGUUGACUAUGUGGAGCUUGAGAAGACGUGCGCAUCCUACUAUUGCAGGAGCUUCUUCCACCACUUUGCCCGUGCGCCGUCUGUUCCCCAUCGCACCAAGAUUGACCCAUCCAUUUACAUCAUGCCGUGA